UUUGCAGAGGAAGAAACUGGAUAUUAUGAAGAUGGAGAUGGAGAUUCAGCUUCCUGGGAUGCCAUUGUUGGAGCCUAAGGAUUUGUCUUCUCUUGUGUUUGCUCACCAAACUCAUCCAGACUUGUUUGAUGUUCUUUUGGCCCAGUUUUCUAACAUUGACGAGGUUGAUUGGAUCCUUUGCAACACAUUUUAUGAGCUGGAAAAAGAGGUGGCUGAUUGGCUGAAAACAAUUUGGCCGAAGUUGAGAGCAGUGGGGCCAACAGUGCCAUCUAUGUUGCCAGACAAAAGGCUGAAGGAAGAUGAAGACUAUGGUUUCAAUCUCUGCAAGAAUGAAGAUUGCUGCUUGAAAUGGCUGGACGAUAAGCCCAAAGGCUCGGUGGUAUACGUCUCGUUUGGAAGUAUGUCUAACAUCAAAGAGAAUCAAAUGCAGGAACUAGCUUGGGGUUUAAAGCACCGUGGUUACUUCUUCCUGUGGGUUGUGAGAGAAUACGAAGAAUCCAAACUCCCAAAAGACUUUGAGAAGAGAUCAGAGAAAGGCCUAGUGGUUUCCUGGUGUCCUCAACUGAAAGUGCUUUCCCAUGAAUCUGUAGGCUGUUUUCUGACUCAUUCUGGUUGGAACUCUACGUUGGAAGCUUUGUGUGCGGGAGUUCCAAUGGUGGCUGUGCCUCAGUGGACUGAUCAAAGCUUAAAUGCAAAGAAUGUUAGGGAUGUUUGGAAGAUGGGAAUGAGAGCUGAGGCUGGUGAAGAUGGGAUUGUGAAACGUGAGACAUUGAAGAAUUGUAUUAAGGAAGUGAUGGAAAGUGAGAUAGGGAAAGAAAUGAAGAGAAAUGCCAUUCCUUGGAAGGUUUCAGCUUCAGAAGCCAUUGAUGAAGGUGGAAGUUCUCAGAAACAGAUUCGAGAGUUUGUGGAGAGUCAUAAAAAAGUUAUGGAAAUGGAUAAAACUGAUGAUGAAUCUUCUCGUGUUACAAAUCGUAUUGUCCUCUCUGCUUGUCCAUAAUCUGAUCUGCUAUAGCUGGCUACAGAGCGGUGUGAGACAACAACAGUAGUACAUUGCAUAUGUCAGUUAACUACGGAUUAAAGUUUAAUUGUCUCUUGUUUUAUGCUUCUUUGUCUA
Molecule: messenger RNA, 1114 nt
Organism: Neltuma alba
Lineage: Eukaryota; Viridiplantae; Streptophyta; Magnoliopsida; Fabales; Fabaceae
Product: UDP-glycosyltransferase 74E2-like
Exons: 2
Coding region: 26-997 (323 amino acids)
Molecular function (GO): quercetin 3-O-glucosyltransferase activity; quercetin 7-O-glucosyltransferase activity
Source: RefSeq, a predicted model, not a curated record